AUGGCAGCCUCUUUUUACUGUCUGGGGCGUCAUGAAGAGGCCGAGCACUACUGGAUUCGUGCGAUACAACAAAGGCCCAGCUACCUAGAAGCUGUUGAACACCUGGUCGGACUUCUUUACAAGAAACGCAGUGAAGAAGCCAUUGAUAUCAUCUGCUAUGUUCAAAAGGCGCUCGGAGCUGUUGGUCAGCCUGCGCUAGCAGGCCUCGCUUCUCGUGGGGAAGCUUCAGAUGAUCACAAAUCCAACUCUCGGAUCGUCGGUGGGCAGUCGAUGAGUUUACAGAGCGUAUUUGACCUAUCGUCUGGGGGCUAUGGCUCGAGCGGAUACACUCUAGAUGGAAGUGAAAACGGUCGUAUUCUUGCGUUGAUCCACGCAAAAGGCACCAUGCUCUACGGCUUGAAAGAUGUAGAUGGCGCUGCUCGGGCAUUCGAAGAAGCUGUAUUGAUCAGCGUCGGCCGAAAUACCAAGGGAGUUCGCGAGCUUGUUCGUGGCAUUCAAAACUCCCUUUCCCGGGUGGCGCCUUCUGCACCUGCUGGGCAACCACUUUUACUCGCCCCCGACAAGGCUCGCCAUGCCGCUCGCCUUCUAUUUGGUGGCGAUGGCGAGCUUCCUGGACUACGAUGGGUGAAUGAUCCUACUCCUAGGAGAGCUGCAGUUCAAACUACAAGUAACUCACUCCUGUCCUUGGCGAAGAUAUUUCAAGACUCUAUGGCAGGUGGUUCAUCGAACUCUACACUAGCGCGACCGUCCUCUGGCGUUGGCGAUAUCCUAGCGCUCUAUUACCUCUCACUAUCCCUUCAAGAAAGCCCAUCGACCGCCAACAAUGUAGGCAUCCUCCUUGCUGGCAUACCUCAAACAAAUUCAAAUCCAGUUAUUGACAGUACAUCGCCAUCGCAUGUCCAAACUGGCAUCCCAGGCAUACUUCCCGGGAGCGGCUUGGCUCUGGCCCUUGCCUACUACAACUAUGGUCUUCGCCUAGAUCCGAAGCACGUCCAUCUGCAUACCAAUCUUGGCAGCUUACUAAAGGAUGUUGGCCAACUCGAUCUCGCGAUUCAAAUGUAUCAGCGUGCCGUUGUCUGCGAUGGAACUUUUGACAUUGCAUUAACAAAUCUUGCCAACGCUGUCAAAGACAAAGGUCGGAUAAGUGAGGCUAUUGGCUACUACCGUCGCGCUGUAGCCGCUAAUCCAGGGAUGCAAUCAGUUUUUGGAUUUCACGAUACGGGACGAGUACGGGCUUUUUGCUACGCAACAACGCCUAGUGACAAGUCAAGCUACCGUGCGCAGAUCGAGAAGGAAGCCCCUGUUUUCAGGGAUGUCAGCAGCUGGACUCCUGAGCGCUUGAUAAAGCAGAUCAGCUAUGAUGGUAUCCAUAUUCUCGUAAACCUCAAUGGCUAUACUCGCGGUGCUAGGAACGAGAUAUUUGCUGCUCGGCCAGCUCCAAUUCAAAUGUCCUUUAUGGGCUUCGCAGGCACUCUCGGAGCCGAAUGGUGCGACUAUAUUCUUGCAGACACUACUGCUAUACCAUCGAGUACCUUGCGCCCAUGGCGUCAGAAUACAACCUUGGAGGACGUUUUUCACGAUGAAACCGAGGCCGACGCUGGCGAAUGGAUAUACACGGAAAAUAUCAUAUUCUGUCGCGAUACGUUUUUCUGCUGCGACCAUGCGCAAUCAUCGCCCUCAAUAGAAAGGAAUAUGACUUGGUCCGAUGAACAAAAUCGGCGAUGGACAAUGCGAAAGGAACUUUUCCCCGAUUUGCAAGAUGACACAGUUAUAUUGGCGAAUUUCAAUCAACUUUACAAGAUUGACCCAAGCACGUUUAGGUCAUGGCUCAGGAUCCUGGCACAAGUACCAAAAGCGAUACUUUGGCUUCUUCGGUUUCCAGAGGCGGGCGAGGCAAACUUGCGGCGGACGGCAGAGCUAUGGGCAGGCCCUGAGGUGGCAAGCCGCCUGGUAUUUACCGAUGUUGCUCAGAAGAGCCAGCACAUCUCGCGUGCCCGGGUCUGCGACCUGUUCCUUGACACUCCGGAGUGCAAUGCCCACACUACUGCAGCGGAUGUGCUGUGGUCUAGCACACCGCUGCUCACCUAUCCUCGCUACCCGUAUAAGAUGUGCGCGCGAAUGGCGGCUUCCAUUUUGAAAGGGGCAUUGCCGAGAACACCGGAGGGUCAACGCGUUGCAGGUGAACUGAUUGCAACGUCUGAGAAGAUGUACGAGAAAUCGGCCAUUGAAUUAGCUGUCGGGCUAUCAUACUCGCGUGCAGCUUCCGGCGAAGUUGGGGGCAGUGGCCGACUGGCAGAUAUGCGUAAACUGCUGUGGCAUAACAAAUGGACAUGCGGGCUUUUUGAUACCCGCCGCUGGGUUCGAGACGUUGAAACUGCGUACGAAGAGGCUUGGAAGCGCUGGGAGAGCGGAGAGGGAGGUGAUAUCUAUCUAUAG
Beauveria bassiana ARSEF 2860 is the source of this 2436-nucleotide messenger RNA. RefSeq names its product tetratricopeptide-like protein. Gene Ontology annotation, molecular function: glycosyltransferase activity; protein binding. The transcript is spliced from 3 exons. Gene Ontology annotation, biological process: protein O-linked glycosylation. The record is from RefSeq and is a predicted model, not a curated record. Lineage: Eukaryota; Fungi; Ascomycota; Sordariomycetes; Hypocreales; Cordycipitaceae. Bases 1 to 2436 code for a protein of 811 amino acids.